Molecule: messenger RNA, 189 nt
Organism: Amoebophrya sp. A25
Lineage: Eukaryota; Dinophyceae; Syndiniales; Amoebophryaceae
Source: the annotation of a GenBank genome assembly
CUGAUUCUUAUCGGCAGUCCCGAAGAGCGCGUAACACUGGUAGCGCAAUGGGAAGGCGAAAGUCCAGACGACGCCAUAUUGCAGAAACUUCAGCGGAGACAGAAACGUGGAGAAAACCCGGUUCUGACAAUGGCCUUUUCUAGGAGGAAGUACGCAGACAAGAACUUCAUCCAGAUCGAAAUUCCUGGC